AUUCUCCACUAAUUAAUCUAGAUAUUCCCUUGUGUUGAGGACUCCGUAAAGUGUUCCUUGUCUGGUCUUUUCCGCGCGCUAACGUCUCGCCCCACUGCGAUGAAGUCGAGGUACUUGCAUAAAAUCGCAGUUUCGGGUGGUUCGAGCAUAAUUAGAUAUCUAGAUACCGCGGCAAACUGCCCAUGCCCCUACACGGGUCCGCAAAUACAUAGCUAGGAACACUUCAUACCGUUCCACCAUACUAUGUCAGUGCGGUCUAUUACGCGUCAUGGUUCUUGGACUUAAGAACUAUAUUAAAACCAACGCUCAAUAAUUUACACCAUGAGCGAAACGGACCCAAGUACCGCGUUGGAGCGAAGACCUGCUUGCGAUGCGUGUAAAACUCGCAAAACCAAAUGCGAUCGAAAGUCACCAUGCGCCAGCUGUGUCACGCUCAACGUCCCAUGCCGAACUACACACCGAACUGGUGAGAAGCGACAGCGGGUUCUCCUGUCGGGCAGAUACGAAGAUGCUGUGCUAGACCUCAGUCGUCAACUCGCUGAUGUCAAGGAGAUGCUCCAAGCUCACGUUCUGAGCAAAGACACGGGAUUAUUGGCUUCAAAUUCACAGACAGCCUCUUCGGAUGCAUCGGCUUACACGCCACAGUCGAUGAUUGACGAGCAAUUGCCCGUUUUAACUGAUGUUCAGGAAGGUUAUGAUGGAGAUACGUCGUUCACAUCUCACGCUCACCAGGUCAAAACAGCACUAGGGGCCACGCUCACACCAUUUGAACUUGAGACCUCCCUGGGCAUACCCCUGGAUAAUGGCAACGGCAAGCGCUCAGCGUCGCCUGGCCAUACUUCUACAGAUCCUAGGAACGCUGGACUGAGCAAGAUGCCGCUGCCACCCAAUGACGUCACCCUCAAGCUCUUGCGUCUGAUUAAGACCGAAGAACAACGAGCUUUCGUCGAUCUACCCCUCUUUACGGAAGACGAAUUCAUAGAAAUGUGUCGAAGCAUUUACUUCGCGCUAGAGCCGAUUUCGCUUUGGACGUGGAUAUGCGUCAACGUCGGCCUCUACAACCUCUUCAUGGGCAUUGACGAGGCCAACUGUGAAAGCCUAGGGACAACGGUCGAGGCGAUGCGAGCGCACGCCACAAUUCCACGAUCCAAUGCAGAGCGCGCAUUACAGAGCCUCCGUCUGUGUUCGGAGCCAUCGUUAGAAUCCUGCCGCGCCCUCGCGGUUCUAGUAAACUUCUACGUCAAACAAGGACACAGCACGAUUGCGUGGAGAUUGGCCAGCGGCGCGGCACGAGCGGCUCUGGAUCUGGGCCUACAUCGUUUAACCAGCAGCGAUCGAAACAAGGGAAACUACGCGUGGAAAGAGCUGACAAUCUUCUGGCACAUCUAUAUUUGGGAAAAAGGGCUCGCCAUGACAUGCGGGAAAUCUCCCUCCAUACGCCACUUUGAUGUUACGAGUGACCUUUAUAAUGUGAUUGUAGAGCCUGGUAAGGACGGCAUACGGAACGUACUUUACCGCGCCUUCGUUUUCAUGGCCGUAGCUAUGGGCGAUAUCGAAGAAAGCCUGUUCUCGGUCGUGGCGCAGAAAUCGUCGCAGCAAGUUAGGCUUGAGCAUGUAAGACGGCUUUCUGCCAGGCUUACACAGAUUUUGGACGAUGUGAAAACAGUAUCUCCCGAUGAUCCUUCUUGGAGUACACUGAAAUCGAAAAACACGGGGGGAUUAAGCACAUCGUUACACAUUAUUUUACACUGCCAGCUAGCAAUUGUAUAUCGAUUUCUCCCAGCAGGGUUUCUGGGUGCCCAUCCUCUGCAAUGUUCCACAGAAUGCGUAAACGAGGCGCGCGUGGCACUAUCCAUGCUUCUCAAAGUCGGCGAAGAGGCGUUGGCACUGGGCCAUGCUGAUCGAUGGACAGCGUUUUUGAACGUUAUCUUGUCACUUGUUCCGCUGGGGCCGUUCAUUGUGCUGGCUGGGCACACGAUUGCGACAUCUUCAGGGGAUGACAUGUUGCUAUUGUCUAGAAUGACAAAUGUUCUAGCAUCAGUGGCUGAAAGAUCACCACUCAUCCGGAAUGUUCACGGCGCAUGCGAAAGCCUUCGCAAUAUUGCAGAUCGCAUUGUAUCAAGCAAUGGCCCUGCGAAAUACGAUAAUGCGCAUCAGGGUCUCCCUCAAGACCAGGACCAGGAACAAUUCGCCGACACGUUGCCGAUGGGACAGCAGGACUGGGACACUGUGAUGAUGGGAUUCGAGUCGUCGCAGUUUGGGGAUUAUGACUCACGGACUGUGACUAAUAUCAUGGAGCCUAGUUUUGUGAACACAUAUUGGUGAUGUGAGAAGUGGGAGUGUGGCAGAGACUGACGGGUAGAUAUAACGGGAUAUGAGAUAACUAUGUCCGACGAUAGAUGGAAAAAGAAGAUAGAAUUAGGAGUGGGGGGCGGGAUAAGCUCUCUUGGAUCUCCUCAGCCUAUCAUGCCUUCCUGGCUGCUGAUAAUAAAUUGUAUAUAUUUAAGAUACAUCUUGUAGCUCGCUCUACCUGAAUCUAUAUAGAGUACUAACACAAUUAUUGCAAAAGUCACGAAUCAUUGGG
Xylaria bambusicola is the source of this 2584-nucleotide messenger RNA. RefSeq lists its product as uncharacterized. Gene Ontology annotation, molecular function: zinc ion binding; DNA binding; DNA-binding transcription factor activity, RNA polymerase II-specific. The record is from RefSeq and is a predicted model, not a curated record. The transcript has 11 exons. Gene Ontology annotation, biological process: DNA-templated transcription; regulation of DNA-templated transcription. Bases 322 to 2325 code for a protein of 667 amino acids. Lineage: Eukaryota; Fungi; Ascomycota; Sordariomycetes; Xylariales; Xylariaceae.